Molecule: messenger RNA, 11042 nt
Organism: Harpia harpyja (harpy eagle)
Lineage: Eukaryota; Metazoa; Chordata; Aves; Accipitriformes; Accipitridae
Gene: CELF2
Product: CUGBP Elav-like family member 2
Exons: 13
Coding region: 320-1930 (536 amino acids)
Biological process (GO): regulation of alternative mRNA splicing, via spliceosome; mRNA splice site recognition
Cellular component (GO): nucleus; cytoplasm; ribonucleoprotein complex
Molecular function (GO): mRNA 3'-UTR binding
Source: RefSeq, a predicted model, not a curated record
UUUCCCCCCUUUUCUUUCAGUUAUAGAUAUAUAUAUAUAUAUAUUUUUUUUUUGUAGGGAGGGGUGGGGGGAUGUUGUAAUUUUUUUUUGGAUGGUAAUUAAGGGAGCUAACACCAGCUAGGCUAGAGUGAACGCAAACAAGACCCCUAUAGGCAGCACAGUGCAUUAAUGUAAAAUAUGCCCAGACAACAUAACUUGUCAGAGAGGAUUAUUUCUGCUUAGUGAAUCUGCAGGGGCCCCUUUGCUCCACCACUCAGCGUCUGACUAGAGAGAGAAAGAGAGAAAGAGUAGCCAUUAGUGAGUAGCUACUGUGGCAUUGAUGUUUGAGCGUACUUCUGAACUGGCUUUUGUUGAGAAUAUCGGUGCAGAAAGCAUGCGCUGUCCCAAAUCCGCUGUUACUAUGAGAAAUGAGGAGCUGCUUUUAAGUAACGGCACAGCUAACAAGAUGAAUGGAGCUUUGGAUCAUUCAGACCAACCAGACCCAGAUGCCAUUAAGAUGUUUGUUGGACAGAUUCCCCGUUCAUGGUCGGAAAAAGAGUUAAAAGAACUUUUUGAGCCUUAUGGAGCUGUCUACCAGAUUAAUGUUCUCCGAGACAGAAGUCAGAACCCUCCCCAAAGUAAAGGUUGUUGUUUCGUAACAUUUUAUACAAGAAAAGCUGCUCUUGAGGCACAGAAUGCACUGCACAAUAUUAAAACUUUACCUGGGAUGCAUCAUCCUAUUCAGAUGAAACCCGCAGAUAGUGAAAAGUCAAAUGCUGUGGAAGACAGAAAAUUGUUCAUAGGAAUGGUUUCGAAGAAGUGUAAUGAGAAUGAUAUCAGGGUGAUGUUUUCUCCGUUUGGCCAGAUAGAAGAAUGCCGAAUCCUUCGGGGACCGGAUGGGCUGAGCAGAGGCUGUGCGUUUGUCACAUUUUCUACAAGGGCAAUGGCACAGAAUGCAAUCAAAGCCAUGCACCAGUCUCAGACCAUGGAGGGCUGCUCUUCGCCAAUCGUGGUGAAGUUUGCCGAUACCCAAAAGGACAAGGAGCAGCGGCGUUUGCAGCAGCAGUUGGCACAGCAGAUGCAACAGCUCAACACUGCCACUUGGGGAAACCUCACAGGUCUUGGAGGACUCACACCACAAUACUUAGCUCUUCUACAGCAAGCAACUUCCUCCAGUAACUUGGGUGCCUUCAGCGGCAUUCAGCAAAUGGCCGGCAUGAACGCUUUACAGUUACAGAAUUUGGCAACUUUAGCAGCCGCAGCAGCCGCCGCCCAAACCUCAGCUACCACCACCAAUGCAAAUCCUCUCUCCACAACGACUGGUGCUCUGGGAGCCCUCACAAGUCCCGUGGCUGCAUCAACUGCUAAUUCCACAGCUGGUGCGGCCAUGAAUUCUUUGACUUCUCUGGGUACUCUCCAAGGAUUGGCUGGAGCCACUGUUGGACUGAAUAAUAUUAAUGCACUAGCAGGUACCGUAAACAUUGCUCAAAUGCUCUCAGGUAUGGCGGCCCUGAACGGAGGACUCGGCGCAACAGGCUUGACGAACGGUACGGCCGGCACGAUGGACGCGCUCACCCAGGCCUACUCAGGAAUCCAGCAGUACGCUGCGGCCGCGCUGCCGACGUUGUACAGUCAGAGCUUGUUGCAGCAGCAGAGCGCUGCGGGCAGCCAGAAGGAAGGUCCAGAAGGGGCAAACCUCUUUAUUUACCACCUCCCCCAGGAGUUUGGAGACCAGGACAUUCUGCAGAUGUUCAUGCCUUUUGGAAAUGUUAUCUCUGCUAAAGUCUUCAUUGACAAACAGACCAAUCUGAGCAAGUGCUUUGGUUUUGUUAGCUAUGACAAUCCAGUCUCUGCACAAGCUGCUAUCCAGGCUAUGAACGGCUUUCAGAUUGGCAUGAAACGCUUGAAGGUUCAGCUGAAACGCUCCAAAAAUGACAGCAAACCUUACUGAUCUUAACCCCAGAUGCUUACUGCUCUUAUUUUAGCUUUCUUAGGGUAAGUCCCAUGAGCAAACCUGUCCUCUGCAGGGGGGUUAAGAAAGAACAUAGAGCCAACCUUCACCAAGAGACAGUUAUUUUUACAGUUACCACUUCCAUUUCCCCACUUGUCCUUAUUACACUUGGCUCCCAUUUCCUUGCCAAGUAAUUACUGAGUUGUGUUACUGUAUUUUGUUUUGCAGCAUAAUUUAUCUCCUUUUUAAAACAAAAAUAAACGUCUUGAAAUUCAAAGCAACACACACACACACAAAAAAAUGUGCAAUUUAACUCUGUGAACCCUGGUGCCAUUAGCACACAAUAAAAGUUGUUUUCUAUGGAUGGAUCGUAUUUUACCAGGGUGGCACCAGCAGUUUAUAGGUUAAACGAAAUGGCCUCAUGCCAGUUGAAGCACUUAUUUUGCAACAAAAAUUGAAACAAGUCUUUCCACUACAUCAACUUGUUUUUUGAGAAGAUUUGAUUUUUUUUUUCGGUUCGAAUCAACGUAUUGUUAUAUAUUAGUCUGAUUUUACACUGGUCGUCUUUAUAUUUCACUUUUUUUUAAGUUCUUGGUUUUUUGGAAAGGAUUAAUGUAAAAAAGAUUUAGAGAUCUGUUUCUAAAGCUACAGGGUUUAAAAUAAAAAAAAUAAAAUAAAAUGAGUGACAAUACUUGAUGUUUCUUGAGAGAUAAAUUUAAUAAUAAUAAAAAAAGAAAGCCACAGGCCUGUAAAUUUUAUUUGUAAAAAGCAUUUCUAUUUUUAUACAAAAUUUUUACUGCCUCAGAAAUAAUGGAAGUUAUUUAUUGCCUAUUGUUAACUUAUUGGAUACCUAAAGAGCAGCUCUCUAUGCUAGCUAGAUCCUUUGAAGUAGUCUCUAGAGUAAUUGUGCCAAGAAUGGGCGCUUUUUCACUGUUGAACCCUACACCCUUUACAGUUCAUGCUUUUAUCCUCUUGUUUGUAUUUGUCUGGUUAUUUUGUUCGUAGUUUCCAUUACCUAGUUUAAAGUUCAGUUGUCUGACCUUUUUUCCCCCCUCCCCACACCUUUCUGUUACAUUUGUAGAAACUGGUUCUUUCCUCUCUUUUCUCCCCAAAGAGGAAUCCAUUCUCUCUGACUGCUUUCAGAUGGAUUCUUUUGGGGUUCCAUUGUGCUCUUGUUGACAAGUAUUGUAAGUUAAUGCAAAUUAUGUGAACGGCUCAUAGACUCUACUGAUGAAAGAUUUGCAUUAGUUUUCUCCUGCACCCAUAAAAGUGAUUUUGUUUGUGCUGCAUAGAUUCUGUGUAACUUUUUUCCUCUUCCUUGUUUUUUCCCUAGACAUCUCCAUGCCCGUUAGCCCAUCGUUUGCCUAGCAUGUCCCUGUGGCGUCUCAAAAAAAAAAAAAAGUUUCAUCGUCCCGUCAUUGUUUCUGAUGUCUUUCUGACCUCACAUCAUAUUUGGUUCUCCUACUGACCUUUGAGCUAGUUUGACCUUUGAAAUUUGCAUGUGACCUCAUCUAGCUAUGAAUUCUGGGAAGUCAAUGUGAAAAAACAUUGCUGCAUUCAUGCAAGACUGAAAUUUAUUAUUAGAUAAAUUAAUGAUAGGAUUUAAAAACAACCUGUGGCAAAAUGUUUUUUUUUUCUUUCCUUUUUUUGGUUUUCUUUUUUCCUUUGGGUUUUUUUGUUUGGGUUUUUUGUUUUGUUUUGUUUUGUUUUUUCAUUUCGUAAAAAAAAAAAUAAAAAAAAAAACAGACUUGAAAGUAUUAUACAGGGAUUGGCAUUCUGCCUGGUCACUGGUGACAAUAGCAAUAUGUGUCCAGAGGCACAGAAUGUUGGUUUCUAACAGACUACUUCCAAAACAGUUUGAGAAAUAAAACUGUCUGAUUUUAAGUCUCUAGAGGUCUGUAAUAGUUUUUACAUUUUUCAGGCAGUGUAAAGUUUUUUGAUAAGGCCAUUUUAGGUGGCUCACUUUCUCAUUAAAGUAUAUAUAUAGAACCACUUUUUGUAGAUUAGUAUAAGAAAAUAUUUACCCUGUUUUAGGGCAAAUGCUACCUACUUGUGUCACCUUUUGCUGAACUGACUCACAGUUAGACAAUCCAUGGUUUAAUGCACAUGAAAUUACCUAUAUUUUAUACUGUUUCAAUGUACAGAAGAAAGGUUACUGUAAAAUGUGUUACGUUGGUGCUUCUGUGAAUUAAGUUGUGGUUUCAUCAUGAGUCUUAUGGUCUUAAGUGUUCUAUGUUUAUAAAAGACGAGUUUAAAAUUGGUUUACUUGAACAACAAGAACAAAAACAAGAUUCAAAAAAAAAAAACAAAAAAAAGUUGUUUGCUUAAAAAAAAAAAUUUCAUGUGAAAAAUGAAAAAGUAUUCCAGAAUAAGUUUGUGUUGGCUUGUGACGCAUUGAUGUCAUUUUUUUAUUGUGAACAAUUUAGAUGUGUUUGUGUUCAGCAAAAUGUGAUCGGUUUUUCUUUUAAAGAAAAAAAAAUCAGUGAAACUAUAGUGCCAAAUUCCAAAGGUACUUUCUUCCUAGAGCUUCAGUGUGUUUCUUGUGUGAAGUAAUUUGAUAACAUGGGUAUUUUAUUAUGUGUUUUGUAUAAAUCCCUAAUAUUUAAAGAAAAAAGAGGUUAAAAAGUUUGUUAACUUGCUAUCCUGUGGUCUUGUUGCCUGAAAUUGUUAUUGUUUGUUAUUUCUCUUUGAUGUUUUUUGUAAAACAUUGUAUAAGUGCCCAUGUUUCACUUUUUUAACCACUCUGCACACAUCAAUGCUGUGAAAGCAAACCUCACUAUGUAUUUUCUUCAUAUUGUAUGGAAACCUCUAAGGUGAGAAAGUUUUGAACUUUUAACCCUUUCCACCCAGAGCUGUCUUGAGUGUUAAUACCUUUUAUACAUUCACCAUUUUGCUGUUUAUUUUUAUAUAUAUAUCUAUAUCUAUAAAUAUAUAUAUACUUAGUUUUUUGUGGUUUAUUUAAUACAUGGUUGAAAUCAGAACAAUGCACAGGGCAGAUCUGAAGGACAAAAAUAUUUUACUGCUGUCUAAAUUUCUUCUGUAUCUAUAACUAAAAUUAUUUAAAACCGUAAUUAACUUGUGGUUUUCCUUUUUAGAUUUUGGGGGAUUUUGUCUUUUCUUAAAGAGCUUUUAAUAUGCUGCUGGAAUAUGCUAUUCAGUAUUAAUAAAAUAAAAGAAAAAGAAAACAAUUCUUUAAUUAUCUAUUGUGUGAGCCACUCCCAGACAGGAGUGGUAAAUCCACCAUUUGAAAACCUUGAGGAGAAAAAAAAAGUAAUAUUUUUGUAAUUUAAAUAAAUGAACUUUUGCUUAAAUCAGAUGCACUAGAUCUUCCUGGGUGAAAAUUCAGUGUGCACUGCAGUUAAACUACUUUUUAUGGAUAAAGUUUACAUACACUGUAAUGUUUGGUGUUACCUGCCAUUAUUUGUAACGGCAAUAUAUUGGCUUACUCCUGCAGACACUCGUAUAGAGAGGAGUAACUUUACUCGUACAAGUAGUCCCUGGGAAUAUAUAUGUGACUGAUGUGGGUGUUUGCUGGAGGAAGCUCUGUGUAAGGAACCAGAAAAGAGAUGCUGGUAGCCCUUUUCACUGCCUUGUAAGUCUGAUUAGAUUGCAUUUCUACCGCACAAGUAGUGACCAACAACCAAAUUUGGUUCUUUGCUACCGGUAUAGAGAAUUCAUUGCCAAUCCAAUGUGUGUGAGCAGCAGUACCUGCUACUGAUGAUAAAAAGUGCCAUAACUUCUUCCACUUCCUAUUUCUAUCUGAUUAUAUUCGAAGCCGCCUAAAAUUAAAAAACGAAGCCCUAUAUGAACAACAUCAGCUGGUGCACUCUUGUCUCUCAUCCCCAACUUAAAUGCUUCUUUAUGUAGAGCCCUGGGAUGGAAAGGACUAGCCUCUAGUGAUGCAAAAAAGUUUCCUUCUUAUAGCACAUGCACUUAUAAAUAAAUGAUCUAUACUUUUCUCACAUGUUUUUACUACUGCUGGGGCCUUCCUACACCCUUUGAGGGCUAUUUUGUACUACUUGCAGCAAUUUUGCAUAUUCAAAGUAUCAUCUCACAUACAUUAUAUUAUAUAUAUGUACAUAUAUAUAUAAUAUGAGAUCAUCAUUUGGAUUGUUUCGACUGUUUCACUAAUUUUUCUCAUUGUACCCACCGUAUAAAUUUUCAAAGCUUUUUUAGAUGCCCUAGUGUGUCCUGCGGGUUUACCAGUCCAGUUAGAGCGGUGAUGCCUUUGGUCCUCAGGGAGCGUAACUCGGCAUCGGGCUGCCCCGAAUUACGCUACACGGGACAUUGGCUUAGCAGUGGGAGAGGAGGAAUGUUUCUGUACUUCCAGGCAACUGAGAUGGGUCAUUGCUGAGAAAAGUGUCCAUCCUGAAAAAAAUCUAAAACAAAACAAAUUGAAAACAAAACCAAAAACCCAAACAUACACCUCCUUGGAGACAAAUUAUCUACCAGUUCUCUUUCAAAAUAUUGAAAGGAAAAAGCUGCAAGGGUGCAAGGGCCUAAUAAGAGAGGAAGAAAAACAAGGGAAAUUGCUUUACAAAAUUCUAAUCAAAAGACUAGACUAGUUGUUUUUUCAAACAAAUUAGCUAAUUGCGAUGAAAUGGCAGUCCUCAAAGGAGUAACAAGUUCAUCUUUCUUUCACCAUAGGGGUUACAGUUCCUUGGCUUGUGCUACUCUGGAAUCAUUUUACUGUUUCUGUUUUUAUUAUCUUAAGUGCUAAUUAACAAAAGGAAAAAAUAUCCUGUAGUUUCAUUACCUUUUUGGAUAAUGUCAUACAAAAAAAAAAAAAAAACAAACCUAUGUAUUUGUGUUUUUUUUGUGCUGUGAGAAUUGUUGUUUGUAGAUUAAUAAUACUAUCAUUUUGUUUAGAAUUACAAACUAGUUUUUAAGUAUUGUCUGAGAAAAGCCAAAGUUAAUGCAAUCUAGUGGAAACUGUAAGACCAUUUGAGUAUUGUUUCUGUUUUAUUGAUGCAUUUGGAUUUUGUUGUUUGAUGGAAUUUGAGCCAAAAAAAAAGAACAAAAAAAAAAGAAAAAAAAAGCAGGCUUUCCUAUUUCUACAACUUGAUUGUACUUAUGCAUUUUGUACCAGUGGAACUUUUUAUACUGGAGAUUAAAAAACAAAUGGAAAUUUUUGUGGCUUACUCUCGUGGGCCCCCUCGAUCAUGACUGAUUUUCAAGUUUGAUUUCUGGACGGUAGAAAGAGAGUUGGUUUUGUUUAGAGAAUUCAAAACUUUGGCUUGAUUUCUUUUUUUCCCUUUGCUUAUAACUAGUGUUUAGAAUUUUGUCUUAACAAAAGCGGUAAGUUUCACUUUUUAUUCUGUAUCGUGCAGUUACACAAUAAGGUAAUUAGAAUUAGGAGUACUCGGUCACUUUGCGUGGAUAAAUGUAUUAGUUAAAACGUUAGGGGUUUGCUUUUUUGCUGUUUAGAUCAGAGUUUUUUCUGAUUCUUCUGUCCUCAUUGUGAACAUAACCGUGUAGUUGAAACAGUCAGACUUAUUUUUGUAACGUAUGUUAUUGUGUGAUGCAGUUUUUUGCUUCUGUCUCCAAUAUUAAACCAUUUUCCUAAUACUUGUCUCUCUACUUUGUGUGUUGUAUCGUUGGUGGUCAUUCUGUGUUGGUAAUACAUCUACACACCUCACUGUUUCACGUGCCUGUUUUUUUUUUUCUCUAUUUGUUGGUUGUGUACAAAAGAUACAGUCGAUUCCACCUAAGUGAAUAUCUGAUUGGGGAGCAAAAGAGGAUUUGUACAUUUUAGACAUGUUAUGGUUUCUUUGAUUUUUUCUUUUUUUUCUCUCUUCUUCCCCCUAGUCAUGCCUUAUCACUUGGAUAAUCUAUAUGGCAGGAAGCAUUUUAAAUGAGUUUCCUGCAAAGUCAUAUUGAAGGUAGCUUUUGUUAGCCUUCUAACUGCAAAAGCUUCUGCACACAAACACACAGAAGCCACCUGAAAAGAUUUUUUUUUUGCUGUGACAUUUCAGUCAGUCUGGAAAAUGCGGAUUAUGGAGGUCAAGUCUUCCUAGUCGUUAAAAAAAAAUAGUAAUACUCUGCCACUACUUCGCAGAAGCAUAUGAAACAUUCAAGAAAAGGAGGAUAUAGCCUUGGGAUUUCUUCCAAACUGCACAGUAAUCUGAUGGCAUAUGGUGUUAGUCAAACUCUCCUUAGAAACUAAUCACAUCUUAACUAGGGCUGUGAGAGUCUGCAAAAGCCUACCAGGUGAUCAAGCUUGUUAUGUGCAGUUAUACAUAUAAUAAUUAAAAAAAUAAAAUAAAAUCCAAGUGAGCACAGGCAGACUUUCCAUUAAAGCCAGUGGAAGUUAAAAAAAAGAAAAGGAGCGAUAAAUGAUGGAAAAAUCCCUGUUGUUCAAAUGGGUGAUAUUUUUGCUGUGGGCUUACAAAGCAGAUCAUUCUCAGCAUUGGCUAAUAGUAUUACACAAAUCUCGAAAAGGGACAAAAGAAAUACCAUAGCACUUUUUUUCUCAUUAAUUUUUAUGGUUGGCUUUUAGCUUUUUUUAUUCUUUCAUUUCCUAUAAUUUUUUCCUCCUCACAAGAAUCUCUCUGCUCUCCCCCAAGCGGUGUCUACCAUGAUGAAAUAAAAGCUGCGAAAGAAAAAUCUAUGUUGUUCUGGUUUACAAAAAGUCUUUCUUCUCUCCUCUGUUUGAUCGCAGAUACAAACCUUACAAUUUGGAGAGGGGGAAAAAAAUAAGCAAAACCAACCAAACCAAACCCAAGGAGGAGAGAGCAGCACUGGCGAGUGCUCUCUGGAAUUCAAGCCAUACGCCCCUGUCCCUUUCCUUUGUCCCAUUUUCUGUGAUGCUCAGGAAUCGAAGACCACUUAAAAGUGCUCUUAUGAGACCCAAACGACACUCCUCCCUCUUGUCUCCUCUCCCCUGGUCUUUCUGGCACUCUGGCUUUGGCUCACACACACGCACACACACACCCCCCUCGAGAAACAUCUGGUGAGGUCAUGGUGCACUGGGUGUUUCCAUGUGGUGUCAGCAGCGACGUUGGCUCCUGCGUUUGGAAGAGUUUUGAAAUUUUCCGGUGGCUCAUGAGUUGGCCUGGUUGUUAUUGGUCGAUAGAUAUUUUUUUUUAAACUUUUUUUUUUUUUUUUGCUUUUUUCGCUUUUCCAUUUCCAUGAAAGGCAAAUAAGUGAUGAGUCUGGAGUCCCAAACAAGCUCAAAUGUCGUCUUGCAGGGUCUGUUCUCAGAGGUCAGGGGUCCAAGCAACUCUAAGAUUAAUCUAAAACCACAGAAACCUGUAGUGGACAGCCCAGGCAGGAAAGCAGAAACCGAUGGUCAGAGAUUAUAUCCUGGGCCUUUGACACCUCUAGAGUUUAUGGUCCCAGUUUGGAUACUUUUGACACCAGUGGAUUCAGUUAAGUAAGUCUUGACUUGCAUGAAUGGUGAAUCAGAAUUCGUCUCCGGGUUUUUUAGGUUGCUGUGGAUGUUUUCUUUUUUUUUCUUCUUCUUUUUUUUUUCUCCAGACUUGGUCUUAGGAAAGAAACUAGAGCUUUGUGAAGAGUCUUUUCUUCCAAAAAUACAACUGAAAAAAAAGACUUAUACUGCAGUUGGGUUUCUUUUAAAUACUCAGGGCUGAAAGAUACAGGUUUUUCUUUCUUUUUUUUUUUAUUUCAACAAUGGGGAAAAAUGAGUUCCUUAAAGCAAUGUAGCUGAACAGUUUGUCCUGCUUAAAUGCAUGCUUUUAAUUUCAAUUAUGUAAGGCACCUUGCAGUGUUAGCAAAAUGUCUCUUUGUUAGCUAUAUGUGUAUCGCCAUGGGAAAUUACCAAACUGUCACAAGACUUGCUGAUUAAAGAACAGCCUGCCAGAGUGUGUGUGCCUUUGCCCAGUGUGACUCUUAGGUAUUAGGCUAAGGAAAACAGUUUAACAAAAUGUAGUGUGAAUCAUUCCUGAUAAGUGAAUAAAGCAUUGUGACCAAGCAAUCAGAUUAUUCACUUAUCAGGAAUCGACUGUACUGAUAGUUUGCCUGAUUGUUUUUGUUCCUCAUCUCUGUUGUAGUUUCACUACUUUGCUGUGUUCUGUUUUUUCUCUCAUGCUCUUAGCAAAAUCACUGGGAAUAUCCCUUCGUGUGAUCAUGAAACAUGCUACUGAGUAACAAAUAAAAAAAAAAAUUUAAAAUAUAAAAAUGAUAUCUUAACAAAAUCUAUGCACUUGCUAUCAGGAACACAAUACUGGAUGUGUCUUAUAUAUAUUGAACUAUAAUAGUAUUCGAUUUCUUAAAUAAAGCUUAAGAAAGGAUUCUGUUGUCUGUAAAAUUUUAUGAGCAUUAAAUGGAAAAAAAAAUGUUUCUAGGGUUGGGCACUUUUUGUUAUAUGAAAUCUUACUGGGCACACGGUCUUUAACCGUGCCCAGGCAAAUGUUACAUAAUUCACUUGAUAUUUCGUUAAUAAUGGAGACCUUGAAAAUUAGGCUUACUGAAAUGUGUGGGGAGAAAAAGUCUUACCAUUCAGUGACUUGCAGCAAAUGAUAUUAAAAUGCAGAAAUUUCUAUCUUUUUCUGUAUUUGCAAAAGCAAACGUGCUUGCUUUUGUACUAAAACUGAGAAAUAGCUAAAAUAUGUGAAUCAGAAAAUGUAAUGAAACAAUGCUAUAUUACUUCCACAAGCAAUACUCUACUUCUUUUUGGUAUGUGACUUUUUUUCCUCUUGAUUCUAGAUAGUUUUAGAAUAAAAAAAAUGAAGCCCCGCAUGCUUAAAAUCACAGCUACAACACUGGAGGUCAAAGCAUCUUUUUGCAGAAGAUGUGUGGCUUACUGUACGCUUCCUGUAUCUGAGCCUUCUCUUAGGAAAGUAUUUUCACAUCAAAACCCAUGAAUUAAAUGAGAAUCGAAUAGCUAAAACUGUUGAGUACACUGAAAAAUUUAUUCCUUCAAUGGCUGUACAUUUGCCACAAAAUUGUAGGUUUCAAACUAUCAGAUUUUUAUGGAAAUGCCCGUACUACUUGUAUUUAGCAGACUUUCAAUGACAGCCUUUGGUGGUAGAAAGAUCCAGGAGAGUGGUGGGGGUUGCUUUCUUUUUUUCUUUUGAACUGCAUUACUGCCUCACUUUUCAUAUGCCAUUAUAUUAUCUGAAAAAAAAAAAAAUUAAAUUGUGAAAAUCUA